Molecule: messenger RNA, 518 nt
Organism: Cottoperca gobio
Lineage: Eukaryota; Metazoa; Chordata; Actinopteri; Perciformes; Bovichtidae
Product: folylpolyglutamate synthase, mitochondrial-like
Exons: 4
Coding region: 46-444 (132 amino acids)
Biological process (GO): tetrahydrofolylpolyglutamate biosynthetic process
Cellular component (GO): cytoplasm; cytosol; mitochondrion
Molecular function (GO): ATP binding; tetrahydrofolylpolyglutamate synthase activity
Source: RefSeq, a predicted model, not a curated record
UCCCAUAUUUGGCUGCAGCUUCCGUUGACAGUUCAACGUCCCACGAUGGUGUGCGUGUGGAGCGUGUGGCAGCGGGGCUCCGUGUUUGCCGCGCGACUCGGAAAGAAGGACUGGGCGUGCAGUUUGGCGGGCCUUUCAGUCAGGUACUACAGCACCAAGACGGCACCUCAGAUACCAGGCAUGGAGUACCAGGAUGCCAUUUGCACUCUGAACACAUUACAGACCAAUGCCAGUGCUCUGGAACAGGUCCGACAAGAGCGGAGUCACCCUCAGCUGCAGCUCCAAGCCAUGAGAGGCUUCCUGGAGCGAGCUGGCCUCACAGUGGAGGAACUAGAUCAUCUCAAUAUCAUUCAUGUGACAGGAACAAAGGGCAAGGGCUCAACAUGUGCGUUCACUGAGCAGAUUUUGAGAAGUCAUGGCUUCCGCACAGGAUUUUACAGGUAAAACUGCAGUGUAUGAAUAAACUUUACACUAUUUGAUACGGAGGAAUGCUUUUUGUUUUAAACCAGAGAUGGUGU